GUGGGGACGGGGCUGUCGUGCGGUUGAACGAGCUCCGCCCCGAGCCGGCCGCGGGAGUUGGGGAGGGGCCGCCCCGGGACUCGAGCCCGUGCGGCUGGGGCGGCCGAUCCCGCAGGAGCCUCCUGUCGCGCGCGGCUCCGCUCCGUGCCCAGGCCGCUGAUCCCCAGCCCGGGCUAGGGGCUCUUCCACGGGGUCAGGCGAGACGCGACACCCUAGGGGCCGGCCCCGCCUUCAGAUUCAAGCUGGUAUCUCCAUGAAUAAUUUAAAUGAUCCUCCACACUGGAACAUCCAGCCUAAUCAAAGAAACGGUGAUGGUGACGGAAGCAAAUGGAAUUAUGCUUUGUUGGUUCCCAUGCUGGGAUUGGCUGCAUUUCGUUGGAUAUGGUCAAGAGAAUCCCAAAAAGAAAUAGAAAAAGAGAAAAGAGAAUAUUACACCAGACUGGCAUCUCUACAAAGAGAUCUUGAAUCAAAGUACCGUGACAUAAUUGCAGAAAAUCGCCGUGCGGUAGCUCACCUGGAGUUAGAGCUUGAAAAAGAGCACAACAGAACCCUAAGUUACCGUGAAGCUCUCAUCUCCCAGACUCACAAAUUAGUGCAGGAGAGAAGAAUUCUAGAACAGGAUCGUGAAAAGUUAGAGCAAGAAAAACAUGUUCUGCUGCGCUCAGGGGCAGUAGGUGCAUUGUACCAGAGCUGUCUGGCAAAGGAAGAAGAAUGGCAAAAGAGAGCCAAUGUUUUACUAAAAGAAUUUGAAGAAGCCCUUAAGGAAAGGCAAGAAAUCUACUGCAGUCUCAUGCUGCCCAGAAACCAGCGACUUGAAAUAGAGAAAAAUUUGCUUAUCAGAGCAGCAACUGAUCCUGUUGCUGCAGACAUAGAGAUGGAAAGUGGUUUAAGGGAGAUUUUUAAACAUGAUACAUACUGUGGCAAUUUACUAAACAAGAACAAAAGUCAAAAUGGAAGAUUAAUGUGGCUCUAUCUCAGAUAUUGGGCACUAACUGUUGAACUACAGAAGUUCAACAGGGUAGAAAAAGUCAUAUUGGAGAAGUCAUGAGUUGGAGGGAAGCAAUGAUAUUUCAUGCACUAUACAGAUAUAAUGUAGAUCAAUUCACUAGUAUUCUGAAGCUGGUAAUUUCUAUAGCAUAGCCCUCUAUUUUUCCCUCCUUGUUAUCACAGUUAUGUGAGGGUAUCUCCUGUGUCAAUGCCUUUCCCUCAGUUGGCCAAAUGCUCAGUGAGCAGUUUUCUUAACCAUAAGAGCAUGUGAACUAGCUCUGCUUUUGGAAGCAGUCUAGGUACAGCAGCAUGGAGCUCUUCACAGGCUAAUAUACUUUGUUGACUGUCACCCCUGUUAACUGCAAAAUGUACUUUGUUUUUCUGAGCCUAAGUGGCACACUGUCCUGAUUUCCUGCGUAGCAGUUUGCCACUGGCUUUCUUCAGUUAGGCUAACCUGAGGAAAAUAUUUGGAAGAAACUGGGGUUUCUUGUCUCAUUUUACAGGUGUUGGAGGCCUUUGCUGGGUCAGUGGGGAAAUAAAUAUACAAAUCAUGUUCCAAAUUAGUCAAGUUUGCAGUGUCUUUCAUGCUUAAUAUUCCAGUAUCACUUUAUGCUACAUAAUGCCUAUAAAAAGAUAUUUUCCCCCAAAUCCUGAAAUGCUAUUUAAAAUCAUGCCCGAGGGGAAAAAAAGUAAACAGGACUCAUCUCUCUAUUUUCUUUAGGUUAAUAAGAUAACAGUCAUGCGUCAGGAUUGUGCAAGAGCUAAGAUUUAAAAGCAGCCACUUAAGAAAUAGUGAUACAGUGGGAAAGUACUUCCCUUUCUAGAUCUAGUUUGCCAUCACAGCCCUUUUAAAACUUCUCCUGGACCUUCUGCUGCAUUUGUGUCCCAACAGGCUGUUAGCUUUCCUGGGCCAUAGUAGGCUCCAGCUUCUGUCUGUGGCACAUCUCCCUGGUACAGGUUGUCCGAUAUCUCUUUAUGGCAAUGUGAUGCUGCUGCUCACCUGUUCUUGGCCCCAGGACAGUUACCAUUACUGGAGUAACUUAAGCAUAACCUUUUUCAGAGGACUUCAAAUUUAAAGUUCACCUCCUUGGAGACAUACAUCUUUGGAAGCCAGGUACACCGGCUUUGUAAAAGUUCCAAAAACGAAGUUAGUGCUUACUUUGGCUGGCAUUAUAAAUCUAUGUAGCUAGACAAAAAAAGCCACCAAGAAAAACAAUAAGGUGCACAUUUCCCCAUCUCAGUUUCCUAACCCUCUCUUGAAUGCUUUUUGGGCUUAGAUCAAUAGUUGCUUAAUGCAACAGUUCCCAACUUUAAGUGGUCCAUAGGCAGUAGAACUAAGCAAGUGAUGUACUGCAGCCAUCAUAUUGUGUUCUUCCUUUCAAUGUAUCUGGAAAACAAAUUUUUCUGUAGCCAUGUUAGAUGGUCUUGAGAGUAACAUGCCAUAUUGGGGACCACUGCUCCAGAAGGUCAGAAUCUACCUUCUUUUGCAUCUGAGUUAACCUCAAGAACAAUGAAUCUCUUUUCUGUACAGCCAAUUCCUUCUGCUUUCAUACCUAAGCUUUUGCUCUCAGUUUCUCAGAUAGCACAUGAGUAACUGCCUUAUUACCUCCAGACACCUUUCUCAGGUGACCUUUGGAUCAGGCUCAUUAUCUGAUCAAGGCCCUGCCAGGAAAGUCUACUUACCAAUCCCUGCAGUUCAGAUUUGAAAACUGGGUUUGCCUUGGGUAGUACUCAUCUUUUUAUCCAUAGGAGCUCCAAUUACAUGAAUAGUUAUCAAUAGGUAAUGACCCUCCAUUCUGAGACCUGUGCCAGGUGCAAGGAUUUCUCCCAUUAGCUCCUGCAGCUUUUAUCUCCAUAUGGAGGCAAGAACAGCUGAGAAGGCAGACAAGCAUUUCAAAUUAGCUUUGAUUAGUUAAUAAAAUAAUUAACACAAUGUU
Alligator sinensis (Chinese alligator) is the source of this 2924-nucleotide messenger RNA. It is a transcript of the gene CCDC127, whose product is annotated as coiled-coil domain containing 127. NCBI's taxonomy places the organism in Eukaryota, Metazoa, Chordata, Crocodylia, Alligatoridae. The transcript has 3 exons. The coding region runs from base 254 to 1048 and encodes 264 amino acids. The record is from RefSeq and is a predicted model, not a curated record.